Molecule: messenger RNA, 684 nt
Organism: Amorphotheca resinae ATCC 22711
Lineage: Eukaryota; Fungi; Ascomycota; Leotiomycetes; Helotiales; Amorphothecaceae
Exons: 3
Coding region: 1-684 (227 amino acids)
Biological process (GO): endoplasmic reticulum to Golgi vesicle-mediated transport; vesicle fusion
Cellular component (GO): cis-Golgi network; Golgi medial cisterna; Golgi membrane
Molecular function (GO): SNAP receptor activity
Source: RefSeq, a predicted model, not a curated record
AUGGCUUCGUCCACGGGAACGGGCUGGGCCCAGCUUCGACAGCAGGCGAGAUCAUUAGAAACACAGACAGACACUCUAUUCCAUACAUUCUCUCAAUUCGCAUCCGUCCCAAACAUACCCAUUAAACCGUCCGAAGAUGAGAGACAGACGGAAUCCAAAAUACAGGAGAUCCUAGAGAAGCGGGAAACCCUUAUCUCGCAGCUAUCACGCCUCCUCGACUCAGAAGCCACGCUCACAGCCUCCGCCACCAAACAGAACAAUCUCUCUCGCCACCGCGAGGUUCUACAGGAGCACCGCCGAGAGCUGGCACGCUUGAAGUCCCAGUUGCAAGAGGCUCGCAACCGCGCCAACCUGCUGUCCAACGUGCGGAGCGACGUCAAUGCGUACCACUCCAGUAACCCCGAGGCGGCGGAAGCCGAGUAUAUGAUCGGCGAGAGGCGGAGGAUAGAUAACAGCAAUAAUAUGACGGAUUCGGUGCUCAGCCAGGCGUAUGCGGUGAAUGAGAGCUUUGUGCUUCAGAGGGAGACACUGGCGAGCAUCCAGAGGAGGAUUACAGGGGCGGCAAGUCAGGUGCCCGGCUUGAAUAGCCUGAUAGGGAGGAUAUCGGCGAAGAAGAGGAGGGACGGGAUUAUUAUGGGAAGCUUCAUUGCCUUCUGCUUCCUUAUGUUCUUAUAUUUCAUGUGA